Asparagus officinalis (garden asparagus) is the source of this 1667-nucleotide messenger RNA. RefSeq names its product tubby-like F-box protein 6. The record is from RefSeq and is a predicted model, not a curated record. Lineage: Eukaryota; Viridiplantae; Streptophyta; Magnoliopsida; Asparagales; Asparagaceae.
UGAUAUUGCUCAGCACUGCUCCUUGUCUUCUCCCAAACCCUAAAAAUCUCAACUUUUUCGCGAAAUCAAAACCGUCUCGAUGUCGUUCAGGAGUCUAAUCCAAGACAUGAGGGACGAGAUCGGGAGCAUCUCGGGAAAGGGUUUCGAUGUCAAGCUCGAUCUCGAUCUCAUCGCUCGUCGUCGAGAGCUUCUGAGGGACGUGCUGACGAGGAUCGAGGAGUCGGAGAGCUCGUGGCCGAGGAGGAGAGAGGUGGUUGCUUGCGCUGGGGUCUGUAGGAGUUGGAGAGAGAUCUUGAAGGAGAUUGUUAAGAUUCCUGAGUUUGAGGGGAGAAUUACGUUCCCAAUCUCUUUGAAGCAGCCGGGACCGAGGGAUUUUCCUAUGCAGUGUUUCAUUAGAAGGAACCGGACGAACCAUACGUACAGUCUUUACCUCGGUUUAACUCAAGCACUGACGGAUGAUGGCAAAUUUCUUCUUGCUGCACGUAAGUGCCGAAGAGCUACUUGUACGGACUAUAUCAUCUCACUAGAUGCAGAUGACAUAUCGAAGGGAAGUGGUACUUACAUUGGAAAGCUGCGAUCAAACUUGUUGGGCACCAAAUUUACAGUAUACGAUGCUCAGCCUCCAUAUGCUGGGGCUGUUAUUGCAAAAAGUUGCUCCACUCGUCUAGUAAGUUCGAGACAAGUCUCUCCAAGAGUUCCUGCUGGGAACUACCCAGUUGCCCACAUUUCUUAUGAGUUGAAUGUCUUAGGUUCCAGAGGUCCUAGGAGAAUGCAGUGUAUCAUGAACUCUAUCCCAGCCUCAGCAAUUGAACCCGGAGGAACAGCACCUACUCAGGCCGAGUUCCUUAUCAACAGCCUCGACUCCUUUUCAUCUAUGCCAUUCUUCAGAUCAAAAUCAUCUCGGUCACAAAGCACCUCUGGGUCUCUUUCUGGUCUGGAGGAGGGAAUCUUAGUGUUGAAGAACAAAGCUCCAAGGUGGCAUGAGCAGUUACAAUGCUGGUGUCUGAAUUUUAGAGGAAGAGUGACGGUCGCAUCUGUAAAGAAUUUUCAGCUGGUGGCUUCGGAGGAAAAUGGAGCAACUGGCCAAGAGCAAGAUAAGGUUAUUCUUCAAUUUGGAAAAGUUGGAAAGGACUUGUUUACAAUGGACUUUCAGUAUCCUAUAUCGGCUUUCCAGGCAUUUGCUAUCUGCCUCAGUAGUUUCGAUACCAAAAUUGCUUGUGAGUAAAAGCAAAGCCAAAUCUCAAAGAAUCUGUUGAUGCCGCCAUCUGAUUAAAGAACAAGGAGAAUGUAUGAUGCAGUCGUGAAUAGAGAUGCGGAAUAUAGUUGCCUCAAUGGGUUUCUUGUUGCUUUUGUACACUAUGUUUAUCCAUUGAUGUAUAUAAAUUUUCUGGUUUUAUAACACUUGGCUUCAGUCACGGUUAGGACGGCAGAGCACAAUUUAAUUUAUAGAGUUUAUUUGGUUUGAUCGACGAAAAUUGUUUGACGGGAAGUUUUUACUGUAUGUAAAUUGCGCUGCCUUAGAGUGAAUGUGUUGUAACUUUGAGCUGGUUUACGUCAAUAGAUGACGCGGAAGGAUUUCUACAUGUUCAUUCUUAUGUAGCUACAAAUGUAAACUUUUUUUUUUUGUAGCAACUUUGUUUCAGCAGUUUAGUGGCUGUUUGGUUGUA